AUGUUCGUUUUUCGAAAGGAGUCGCUGCCCAGCGAUCCCGUCUUCCCGAGUGAUUUGAAGAAGCUUGGAUAUUUCAUUAAUGAAAAUGAUCAGAUCCGGAUGAUUAGCCACCCGUUGGAGAAGUUUCUCUAUAAAAUCAACGCGAAUGACCGCUAUAAUGAGAUGCAGAAGGAAGCUAUGAAUAACUGCAUUCGUGAUAUUGUCCUCUCAAGACUGCACAAUUUGGGCUUGCAAACGCUGCGCCUCCCGAUUGGCGCGUCUCCCAAGUCGCAGCAUGUUCCAAUCCUAGUUUCUUCGUCUUUGGGGAGUCAAUCACGCGUUAUCGUCGUAUUUGGUGAACCAGCUCAGGACCUAGGAAUCUGGGCCUACCGCGCAAUGGAACAGGGUCUCAAUUUCGGGUCUGCAGUCAAUUUCGCUAAAGCUGUCGUUGGAGAUUCAAAAGAAAGCAAGGAUGCCAAUAAUAGCAAGACAACGCGGAAAUCAGGACUUGUUCUGGCCAACCCGGGGCAGCUGGUCUGGUACUCUCAUGGAGAACGUGCAGUUUCUCUCCCAACUUGGCACGCAAUUCCACGACGAUACGCCGUUGAUCCGCCCAUGAAAAUGAGCUAUCGCAAUAAGAUCCCGGGGAACGAAAAUUGGCAAGACCACAUCACAUAUGUGUUUGAGGAAGUCCUCGCAAAAUCGCUCUCCGAAACUGCCAAAAUCGACAUUAUUGGUCUCGCAGAGGGCGGCUUAGGGGCUAUCAGAUAUCUAGCCGAACACUGUAGAUAUACCCACCUUCAAACUUCAUAUUAUAUUGUCGGUUUACGGUGCUAA
This is a messenger RNA of Uncinocarpus reesii 1704, 816 nucleotides long. RefSeq lists its product as uncharacterized. The coding region runs from base 1 to 816 and encodes 271 amino acids. Gene Ontology annotation, cellular component: nucleus. Gene Ontology annotation, molecular function: siRNA binding. Gene Ontology annotation, biological process: regulatory ncRNA-mediated heterochromatin formation. NCBI's taxonomy places the organism in Eukaryota, Fungi, Ascomycota, Eurotiomycetes, Onygenales, Onygenaceae. The record is from RefSeq and is a predicted model, not a curated record. The transcript is spliced from 3 exons.